Molecule: messenger RNA, 5663 nt
Organism: Coturnix japonica (Japanese quail)
Lineage: Eukaryota; Metazoa; Chordata; Aves; Galliformes; Phasianidae
Gene: SEMA4D
Product: semaphorin 4D
Biological process (GO): positive regulation of GTPase activity; neural crest cell migration; positive regulation of cell migration
Cellular component (GO): plasma membrane
Molecular function (GO): chemorepellent activity; semaphorin receptor binding
Source: RefSeq, a predicted model, not a curated record
CUCCGCCCCGCCCCGUCCCCACCCGGAGCGGGAGGAGGGUUCUGAGGAGGAGGAGCCGAGGCGGGCUGGGGCCAGGGCAGGGUGAAGCACGUCUCUGGUGCAGAAGAGACGGAUUUCUGAUGACUCCACAGUUCCAGGGUUGAGCAGGAGUUUCCAAGAAGUGCCAGCAUCAUUUAUUUCUUCAAUGAAUUUGAAGAAUGCUUUCAGUGGCGCUUCUCAGCAGCUCUGCAGCCUGUGGAGAGUGUGGGUAGUCUGUAUUCAGCGUCCCGGAAAUUGUGUGUCCCCUUGAAGAAGUGAUCUGCUGAAAAUAAAUACUUACAAAGCAGACUGGAACAGUCCUUCUGCAGUGCUCUCAAACUCUGAAAUGCCUGGUCUCUAACACUCCCUGGAAUUUGCAUUUCUUUUGCUAAAGAAACACUACCUGCUGCAGUUAUCCAGGGAUUCUCAAGGAGCAAGGGAACUGAAGAUGGCUCAGCUUGAUUUUUAUUCAGUUUGGGCUGUUUUGCUGGAAUUGGCAGUGGCAUUUGGUCCAGUACCAAGAAUCAUUUGGGAGCACAGAGAGGUACAACUAAUACAUUUUCAUGAAACUGGAGUGUCAAACUACUCAACCUUGCUGUUAAGAGAGGACAGAGAUGUUUUAUAUGUGGGAGCCAGAGAAGUUAUCUUUGCAUUAAAUGCAGUGAAUAUUGCUGAAAAACAGCAUGAGUUGCACUGGAAGGUGACUGAAGAUAAAAGGACUAAAUGUGCAGUCAAGGGCAAAUCAGAACAGACUGAGUGCCGUAACUAUGUGCGUGUCCUACAGCAGCUAAACGACACUUUUCUUUAUGUGUGUGGUACUAAUGCAUUUCAACCAACUUGUGAUUACCUGAAUUUAAUUAUGUUCGAGCUCGAAGGUAAGAAUGAAGAUGGUAAAGGUAGAUGCCCAUUUGAUCCUGCUCAAAGCUACACGUCUGUUAUGGUUGAUGAAGAGCUUUAUUCUGGGACUUCUUACAAUUUCUUGGGAAGUGAACCUAUUAUUUCACGGAACUCUCAGCAGAGUCCUCUGAGAACAGAGUAUGCAAUACCGUGGCUUAAUGAGCCAAAUUUUGUUUUUGCUGAUGUGGUAAGAGCAGAUCAAAACAGCACAGAUGGAGAAGAUGACAAGAUAUACUUCUUUUUCACCGAGGUGUCUGUGGAAUAUGAAUUUGUUGGAAAACUUAUGAUUCCAAGAAUAGCUAGAGUGUGCAAGAGGGACCAAGGAGGACUGAGGACUUUGCAAAAAAAAUGGACUUCUUUUCUCAAGGCCAGAUUGAUAUGCACCAUUCCAGACAGGAAUUUAAUUUUCAAUAUUAUCAAUGAUGUUUUUAUUCUGAAGUCUCCAACCCUGAAGGAACCAGUGAUAUAUGGAGUCUUUACCCCACAGCUGAAUAAUGUGGGACUGUCAGCCGUUUGUGCCUACAAUUUGUCUGCUGUAGAAGAAGUUUUCUCAAAAGGGAAGUAUAUGCAGAGUGCUACAGUAGAACAGUCCCAUACUAAGUGGGUACGGUACAAUGGGGAGAUUCCUAACCCUCGACCUGGUGCAUGUAUAAACAGUGAAGCCAGAGCCUUGAACUACAUGACUUCUCUGAACUUACCAGACAAAACAUUGCAGUUUGUUAAAGACCAUCCACUAAUGGAUGAUUCAGUAACUCCAGUGGGAGACAGACCCCGCCUUGUAAAACGAGAUGUGAAAUAUACCCAGAUUGUAGUAGACAGAGUCAGAGCACUCAAUGGUACAAUAUAUGAUGUUAUGUUCAUCAGUACAGAUCAAGGGGCCCUGCACAAAGCUAUCAGCUAUGAAAAUGGAAUGCAUAUUAUUGAAGAAACACAGCUUUUCCCAAACUUUGAGCCAGUCCAAACACUCUUACUUUCAUCCAAAAAAAGCAGAAGAUACCUCUAUGCUGGUUCAAAUUCUGGUGUGGUUCAAUCUCCUGUGGCAUUUUGUGACAUGUACACUACUUGUUUCGACUGUGUUUUAGCAAGGGAUCCUUACUGUGCUUGGAAACCUCUUGAGGGUUCUUGUGUUAAUAUUUUUCAAGAAAGUGAAACUGAAAGGAAUUGGAUUCAGAACAUAGGUGGAGAUGCAUCUUCUUGUUCUGAUAAAGUAAAAGAGAAUUCACUACAGCAUACGUUCAAGCACGGGAGCACAGCAGAGCUCAAGUGUUCUCAAAAGUCCAACCUGGCACAGGUAGUUUGGAAGUUCAGAGAUGACAUACUGAGAGUGGAGAGUCCCAAAUACCGUCUACUGGAAAAGGCGCUACUCAUCUUUAAUUUAUCAGAGGGAGACAGUGGGGUUUACCAGUGUCUGUCAGAAGAAAAAGUGAAGAAUAAGAAAUUCUCUCAGGUGCUGGCUAAGCAUGUUUUGGAACUGAAGAAAGUCCAGCAUACUACAGCAAGCCCAGUGGUGGCAGCUGCACCAAUAGAAGCCUCAUCUCCUAUACCCUUCCCUCCUACUGGUAGUUCCUUUUUGUCUUGUGUGGGAUGUGGUCCACCUCCUUCACCCACCAGUAUCAAGCCUGAUGUUUGGUCUAGCACAGACUCUCUAAAGGUCAUGUUGUUGCAACCUUUCCUAAAUGACCAGGCACAGCAUGUUAGUGCUCGGGGACCCUUCCACCUCUUCUGCCUAGCCACAGGUGCAGCUGUUCCCCUUGCCCUGUCACUGUACACUUUGGCAGUCUCUCCCACCCUUCCUACAGGCUCUAUAAGGCCAUGCUCCCCUUGCUGGCUCUUGGCAGUUCUGGUUCCAGACAUGAAGCAUUUCAGCCCUCCAGUGGCUCCUCCUCAGUGACAUCUGCAAGCCAAUGGAAAUUAGUGACAGUAGGUUUCAUGAUGUGAAUGCAGCAUUUUUAAAUUCUGGCAUCAACAGCAGAUUUUACAUUGCAUAGAAAUUUUUGUUUCCAUUCAUAUCUGAAACCCCUGGCUGAAUUAAGAAACACAGUGAGCAACAAGGUGCAGCUGGAGACCCUCUUUUUAUUUGACUUUUGGCAAUGUUAUCAAUGCUUAAAGUGUAAGAGAAAUUGAAAUAUUUUUCCCCAUGAGGGAGUCAUUCUAGUUAGAAUGGAUAAUUGUGUUCUGCCAGUAAUUUUUGCUGUUGUGAUGAGCUUAAAGAUUAAAACAUCUUGAAGCACAUUCACAUUGUAGCCUGUCAUGCAUUGUGAAACACCUGUGUGUGCCCUACUGAAACAGUUUGGUGCGUGCCCUGGUGCAUUCAUUUCCAGGUUAUACCAACUGCACCACAUGUCAGUGAAGCACUGAGAAAAUAAAGCAGGUUGAUACUCCUCAAGCACCUGAAAUUGCACUGUUGGAAGCUUCCAGUUAAAAUCUGUACUGUCUGAAUGAACUGUUCUCUGCCAUAAAAUCUCCUGAGGCCAAGGACAGCAGCUGCCCCUGCUGGCGUGGGUGAGAGCCCAGCACAGGAGAACUUGUGGGAGAUGGCACUGGUGCAGGCCUUUGUGUUCAACUCCCUCCUGCAUGUAAUGUGUGUGACUGCUGGGAGGCUUCAGCAACACAGAUAAAUGUGUACUGCAGAGUCUGUGACUGCUUCUGCGGUAUGUCUAUUGCUGUAUGUAGCAGAAAGUGUGAUGGCUGAUGUGAUGGGAGCUGAUUUGCAGCUGUUGUUUUGUUUUAACCCUUGGCAGCAAGGCUGCCCAUCUCCUUAUCUGCCACAACUGGGUCUGUCCACUGUAUGCUCUGGAGAGGUGACUGAAAAGGCAUUCUACUGCCAGAGGUAUUUCUGUUCUCUAAAUUUUUCCUCUGUGUUUUACAAGAUAAUGUCAUAACUUUAAGACGUGGGGCAGUGUGCAUGGCAGGGAAAACAAGCACGCUCAGGCUGAAGGUGCAACAAAAGAAUUGCCAGACCCCAGAUUACUUUUUGCAUUUCACUUUAAUUACUCCCAGGAGGCAGUUACCUGGGUUCCAAACACACAGCUGUGUUCUGGCUCCACUCAAAGCACAGCUGAAAGUGCUAGGGAGCGGGGACAGCUGUACUGCAGCCAUGUUGCAGCUGAGUAGUGCAGCUGUGCCUGUGCUGUGCGCACGCUGGUGUGGCCUCAAGUCCAGCCGUGUCAGCCAGCAGCACUGUUACACCAGUGCCAGCUGACAAACCACACAAGCUGUUUCAUAAUUUCUAAUAUUCUAACCCAGCUAACUGAACAAAACUACAAACUGGUUUCAGAGUGCUACAGAGAUCCCUGUCACAGUUCAGUGACCCUCCCACUGCAGCUCCACCGCUAACCCUGCUGGGUGCUGCACUGCUCUCAGCACCAACUGACAAUGCCACCUGACCCUGCUCAUGCCUCGUGGGAUUGCAACUGUUCGGUGCUUCAGGACACAACUACCUUUCCUGUGCUUUCAUCUCUGAAAGUAAUGUUUUUGUGUCCACAUUACAGAGUCUUUCAAACUUAAUCCCUGAUCCGAAUAUGAGCUUCCUGUGGUAUGCUGAAAAUCCAGGUGAUUGGUUCAUAGCAUUCAAAACAAACCCAAGCUGCAGGCUAGUUACUGAGUGCUACAUCCAGGUUCUAUUGUUUUGGUUUUUUGUUUGUUUGUUUGCUUGUUUAAUAUUAAGUGAUAUUUGGAAAAGUUCUGGGGAGCCAACAUGCUAGCAGUUGGAGGAAGACACCCCAUGUCUGUAGAUGGACACUGUAGUGAUGCUAUGCUUCUAUCACAGCUGUGUAUGACAAGCUCCUACUGCCCUGCCAAGCAGUCCCUGCAGGCACGUGCCAGCCACACAUAUUACCACCAGCUGCUGAAGCCCGGCCCAUGCUGACAGGACCUGCUCUGCUGCACAAGGCUAAGAUCUCCCUAUCUGGAAAGGUUUCUCUAUCUGUUAGGGAGGUGUGGUUCUACUGUUACCCCUUGCUGGCAGCAGCUCAGCUGUUAGGCCAGCUGCUCUGAGUAGCCCUUCUGUGUCCCAGACCCACGGGGCAGCUCUGUGAGGCUCAGCAUUGCCAGUAGGACCUGACCUGGCCCCAGCUCCCUCCCACUCCUCAGUUUAUGCGAUCAGCUCCAUAUAAUCCCUAAUCACCAACACUUAUACUGGUAUCUCCAGGAUAAAAGAAAAGCUGUACGCCUGUUAGGAUUUUAUGCAGAUACAGCAGAUGUGAUACUGGGGACAACACAGUGGGAUCCCCAGCGUGCUGCUCUGCAUCUACAGCUGUACUCCAUUCCUCACAUCCCAAUUUACUGCUUAAUUAUAAGCUGAAAUGGAACAUAAACCCACACUUCAGUGAAUAAAGUUGGAGGGUUGGUACACAGUUUUAACACUGCAGGCAGCUGAAGCAGGUUAAGUUUUAGCUUUCUGUAUGGCUGAUAGGAUACACAGCAAAUCUCAAGGGGCAAAGACACUGCACUGACAGAAUGACACCCACCUGGGAAAUGAGCAAUCACACCACCACUGGGCAUUAUGGAGGGCCUGGACAGAGAAAGGGCAUAUUUGUUUUGCCGCACUGUGUUAGGCAUCUCCCAUCUAAAACAGUUCAGACUGUGGAGUAAUGAAUGAAUUUAUUGUGAUGAAGCAAUUUUCUCAAAAUUAACUAUGUGAAGAAUCAUUCAUUGUUGCCUAAGUGUACCUGUCUACAUAUCCAAACUGGUUUGCUGUUUAACACUCUGCUUGUAUGUUAUAUUUUAACAUGGGUAUUUUCUUAAAU